This is a messenger RNA of Cyprinodon tularosa, 3919 nucleotides long. Its product is annotated as E3 SUMO-protein ligase PIAS1-like. Gene Ontology annotation, biological process: protein sumoylation; regulation of transcription by RNA polymerase II. The transcript has 13 exons. The coding region runs from base 36 to 2156 and encodes 706 amino acids. The record is from RefSeq and is a predicted model, not a curated record. NCBI's taxonomy places the organism in Eukaryota, Metazoa, Chordata, Actinopteri, Cyprinodontiformes, Cyprinodontidae. Gene Ontology annotation, molecular function: SUMO ligase activity; zinc ion binding; transcription coregulator activity.
CAACCCCUCAGCACGCCUGCGCACAGAAAUAGAAGAUGGCGGAGAGUGCGGACCUGAAGCAAAUGGUGAUGAGCCUACGGGUGUCGGAGCUGCAGGUACUGCUAGGCUACGCUGGGCGCAACAAACAUGGACGCAAGCACGAGCUGCUGACCAAGGCGCUCCAUCUGCUGAAAUCCGGCUGCAGUCCCGCUGUGCACAUGAAAAUCAAAGAGCUCUACCGAAGACGCUUCCCUGCCAAAAUGAUAUCCCACUCAGAGCUGGCGCUGACUGGGCCGCAUCAUCCGGCCUCAGUCGGAGUGGUGGCAGGAGGCGGGGCGGCGCUGCCCGCUGGCCUGACGCAGCUGGCGUAUGAGGGCCAUGCCGGACACGGCGGCGCUUCGUCCCCCGCCGCCUUACUGCCCCUCUCGUUGCUCGGGCCUGGCAAGCACGAGCUGACCGGGCUGGCGCACCACCUGCCCACCUCGGCCACGCUGCACCCGGUCCACCCAGACGUCAAGCUCCAGAGGCUGCCGUUCUACGACCUGCUUGAUGAACUCAUCAAGCCGACAAGCCUUGCGUCAGACAACAGCCAGCGGUUUCAGGAGACGUGUUUCGCCUUCGCGUUGACGCCGCAGCAGGUCCAGCAGAUCAGCAGCUCUAUGGACAUCUCGGGGACCAAAUGUGACUUCUCGGUUCAGGUUCAGCUCCGGUUUUGUCUGUCGGAGACGAGCUGUCCUCAGGAAGACCAUUUCCCCUCCAAUCUUUGUGUCAAAGUCAACGGGAAGCCAUGCAACUUGCCGGGUUAUCUUCCUCCAACCAAAAAUGGCGUCGAGCCUAAGCGGCUGAGCCGGCCGAUCAACAUUACCUCACUCGUCAGAUUGUCCACUACAGUCCCAAACACCAUCGUGGUUUCGUGGACGGCAGAGAUUGGGAGGAAUUACUCCAUGGCUGUUUACUUGGUGAAGCAGCAGUCAUCCACGGUGCUGCUGCAGAGACUGCGAGCAAAAGGCAUCAGAAACCCUGACCACUCCAGAGCUCUCAUCAAAGAGAAGCUGACAGCAGACCCCGACAGUGAAAUAGCUACAACCAGCCUGCGCGUGUCGCUGCUCUGCCCGCUGGGGAAGAUGAGGCUGAUGAUCCCAUGCAGGGCGCUGACAUGCUCCCAUCUCCAAUGCUUCGACGCAACGCUUUACAUUCAGAUGAAUGAGAAGAAACCCACCUGGGUUUGUCCUGUCUGUGACAAGAAGGCCCCUUAUGAGCACCUAAUUAUCGAUGGACUUUUUGUAGAGAUCCUCAACAGCUGCUCAGACUGCGAUGAGAUCCAGUUUAAGGAGGAUGGCAGCUGGGCCCCCAUGAGGUCUAAGAAGGAAGUGCAGGAGGUCUCCUCGGCUUCUCUUAACAACGGGCUGGAUGGCUCCUGUCGGACAUCCGAAGGCUCCGAUCAGCACAGCUCCUCCUCCUCCAGCCACAGCGACAGCAGCAGCAGCAAAAAGGUGGAAGUGAUCGACCUGACACUCGACAGCUCCUCGGACGAAGACGAACCAGAUUCCCCGCCGCCUCCUCCUCCAGCGCUGCCUCCUCCAAUCAAAAGAGCUUGUCCUUCCCUGUCCCCGACCUCGCCGCCAGUCAUUAACAAAGGGGUGUUGAACCUACACCACCAGGCCUCCCCUGUCAGCCGCACCCCCAGCAUGCCUGCCAUGGACAACAGCUACAUCCCCCCAGUCCCUCCACUCAUCCAGGACUACAGACCCUACUACCACACCCCCAACGAGCUGUCAGAGUUGAACUUCUUCUCUUUUCUCCAAGGAGACAAUCAUCAGCAUUACAACAUGGUCAUGGCAGCAGCAGCGGCUGCCUCAGCCUCAGACGACCACGAGCUCCUUCUGAACCGCUUCCUGCCCUACAGCACCUCCUCGUCAGCCUCCCAGCUGUUCCUUGACCAAUCAGGUACCCCCUCAGCCCCCUCGCUGACGGCUCCCACCAACGGGGUGAGCAACACGGGCGGUGGCCUGGUGUCAUCCAGUAGCCUUCGAGACACUCACUCCUCACUGUCGUCCUCACACGCGGCCUCUCACCCCUCACACACUCACCCCGGGGUGGUGGGCGGUCGAAGCAGCGCCGAGGCAGCGGUGGCAGCCAUCUACGGCGGGAUUCCUGACGUCAUAUCGCUGGACUGACCCCAAAGGGGUGUAAGCACUCCGGGCCCAGCUUCUGAAUGCAGUAACAAACCUGACGCCAUGCCGACCGCACGGUAACGUUUGAAUCCAGAGAUUAGACCGGCCCCCAGUCUUUGGAGCCACACGGUGGAAGCUGCUUGGAGGAGAGCACCAGACACCUGAGUGGGUAACAUCUCUUUUAGGCUGCAGAUGUAGACUUGGCGAUGCUGAUCCCAGAUAAGGAAUCAGUUUGGACCACUUUAGUUCUGGUACCAACUCGGCACAAACAGCAGAGAUGCUGCCUGAGCUCAAACGCAAGGUUGGAAGGUUCUUCGUUUUUCUUUUUGUGAAAAAAACCCCAAGACGCAGCACCGUGUACAGAGAACAAAGUCUAUUUUCCUCCUUUACUUUUGUAUGUCAGGAACAUUUUCCCAGCGGUGAGCUGCUUCUGUUGCUGUUUGCAGCUGGAGGAAUGAAUCAUCUCCUCUUUCUAGCAGAAAACACCUGCUGCCAUGUCCUCUCCUCUUUUUAAACUCCACCUUCGACCAUAACCUGAGUUUUCCUCCUUUACUCUUCAAGCUCAUUGUGUAUUAUUUCUCUAAUAAUGUUGGAUUUACAGUUGAAUCAUAUUGUAGUAGUUUUGAUAUUCUUUUAACUUAUGUGUAAUAUUUAAACAGUGAUAUAUGCAUUCCCUUUGACUUUCAGGUUGAUCUUCCUGUUUUAUUUUCACUCCUUGUAAAGAAUCUGCUGGCGUUCAACAUUUAAACUAUUUAUUUUUGCCAAUUUAGACAUUUAGCUGAGCUGAGUUUUCCUUAUUUUUUCUUUCCUUUUUUUUUUUUUUUUUGCACAAUGCCAAAAAAAGUAGGUACAAAUGAAAGUGAUCUGAGUGCUGUUAAAUGCCAGUGUUUUCUUUUUUUUCUUCUCCGUAUUGGUCGUGCUGACUGUUAAAAAAGGAGCUCCCGCUGAUGCUGCCGUAGCAACGUCAGGCGCCCACAGCAUGCGACCAAGCUUUAACCAGUGCCUGUUUAUGUGCGUUUGAGAAACUUUAAGGUCUUAAAAUCUUCUCCUUCAACUUCCUCACGUCUCGACUGGCGUUCUCACCCAUCUAGGAAGAUCGUUUUUGGGCGACGUACUCGUGGGGCUGUCUCGAGAGCGUCUGCGUGUCUGUGCACGCACGGUUCGCUCGUGAAUGUACAUUUUUAUUCGUCUUUAUCCAAACUGUGUGGGAGCGCUCCUCAGAUAUGACCCCCCCUCCCCUCUGUCCUGUCAUCCUUUAAGUGUUCCCAGUGUCUGCUGUUAUGAGCGUCUCUUUGACAUCUCUCUUCCAUUCUCCGGAGACAGCCAGUGUCUAAUUAUCCCAGCGAUGGUGAGAUAAUGAGCACUGACAGCAGCGACCAUCACCUCACAUCUCCCGUCCCAUUCCUCGAUAACUUCCUUGGCAUUUCUAGCUUCAUUCCCUGUUUUUCUCAUGGGAACCAACUCCUGCCGCCCAAAAGGACUCCAUCAUCUGCUGGAACAAAUUCUCCUUUAGUGUAUUUUCUGUCUUUAUCAGUAUUUUAUUUAUUUUUUCUCUUUUUUAUUAGUCCUCUUGUCUGUGUAUCCUUUUUUUUUUUUGGUUUUUUGCUCGUUGGCUGAAAGAAAGUAUGAGUCACUGUCAUGUCGGAGCCGCUUGUGAAAUAGAUUUUAUUUAAUAUGCGUUAAAUGAUCAUUUGCCAGCAGCACGACUACUCAGAAAGGUGCUGUUGUGAUGAUUCUCCAGGGAAAUAAAUGCCACUGUGCAUUUU